ACUGCUUGUUAGUCAAAAUCUGUCAAAAUAGUCAAAUAGCGUUUUAAGAAAGAUGAUAUUUUCUUUUUUAUUAUACUGUUUAUAAAUGUGCGUUUGAAACUGUAAUGCCGCGGAAAAUACGCGUAAUGUUUGGAAUUGUGACAGCAUUGGGUGCAUGUCUCGUGAUGUAUCAGGUAAGUUUAAUGAUCCUCCAUCACAGAAAAUUGUAUUUCUCAGAUGACCACAUACCUGUGAUACUAUGGUGGACGCCGUUUGGUAAUAAUAAUCGAGUAAAAACCUGUGGAAAUGCCAAAUGUUAUUUUACGCACAAUAGAACAUUUGAGAAUGAUGUACGCUUAAAAAGUAUUCUGUUUUACGGAAGUAAUCUCCAUAUUCAUGAUUUGCCUAAUUGGAGAAGCAGUGCCAUAUCGUGGGGCUUACUACAUGAAGAGUCCCCUAGGAAUAAUCCUAUACUUGUUCACGAAGAAGCUCUUAAUCUUUUUAAUUACUCUUCGACAUUUAGCAGAUUAAGUAAUGUACCACUCAUGCUUCUUGAUUUACCUGGUCUAGAAGAACUAGUAGCAACUUCGUAUUACAUAUCUACCAAAGAGAAAUCUGCAUUGAUACAUGUAGAAAAUUUAGCACCAAUAUUAUACAUUCAAUCUGACUGUGAUACUGUUAGUGACAGGGAUAGUUAUGUGUCAGAAUUAAUGAAACAUAUUCGGAUCGAUUCCUAUGGAGCAUGUAUGAAUAAUGCUCAACUUGACAAUAGAUUGAAAAACAACUAUCUCGACAUUUUAAGCGACCGUGAAUUUUUAUUGUUUGUGGCCAAAUACAAGUUUACUAUAGCGUUUGAAAAUGCAAUUUGUGACGAUUAUAUCACAGAAAAACUGUGGAGACCACUUAUUGUCGGCUCUGUACCAAUAUAUUAUGGAUCACCAUCCUUUAAGGAUUGGUUACCAAAUAAUAAAUCCGCUAUUUCAAUAUUAGACUUUACCAGUCCAAUAGAACUCGCCAACUUUUUGUAUAAUCUUUUAAAAAAUAAUUCUGCAUAUGAAGAGUACUUGUCUCAUAAAUUAAACGAACGCGAAAAUCGCAUUACGAAUAGCAAAUUACUAAGUGCGCUCGAAAGAAGACAGACGGGAAUUCCUAAUGAUUUUGGGAAUUACAUGGAAGAAUUCGAAUGCUUCAUUUGUAAACGAAUACAAAAGAAUAGAAAAUUACAAGAGAGCAUAGUAACAAAAAGACAGUACAAUUGUUCUCUGCCAAGAGAUCCAAUAACAGGCGAAAUCAAUAAGCACAAUUGGUGGACUGAGCAGUGGAGUAUCGAGAAAUGUGGAGCUAAGUUGUUAUCCCAUUACAUAACUAACAAUAUCAGUAUUAAUAUAAAACAUUUUGACGAACAAAAGAUGAGUAUGUACGACAAUAAUGAAUGCUGAAACAUAUGAAAAGAAAGUUUGAAACAAUUUUGGUUAAAAGGUCUAUUUUUUAUUCAUGCAAUCUCUGAA
This is a messenger RNA of Cyphomyrmex costatus, 1487 nucleotides long. It is a transcript of the gene FucTB, whose product is annotated as alpha-(1,3)-fucosyltransferase 10. Bases 105 to 1418 code for a protein of 437 amino acids. Gene Ontology annotation, cellular component: membrane. Lineage: Eukaryota; Metazoa; Arthropoda; Insecta; Hymenoptera; Formicidae. The transcript is spliced from 7 exons. The record is from RefSeq and is a predicted model, not a curated record. Gene Ontology annotation, molecular function: alpha-(1->3)-fucosyltransferase activity.